AUGGAUUUAGGUAAUUCCAAUAAACUAGAAAAGUUUAAGAUAUUGUAUCGGUCCUUAGAAACUACAAAAAAAGAUUUAAAUGUAGUUUUAGAGGAAAUCGCGGAAUAUAGUUUGGAAGUUAAUGAAGAUUAUAAGCCAGAUUUUAAGGUUUUGAGUACUAUAGAUGAACUUUGUUGUCACAUUAGUAGGGCCGCGGAACGUUAUGUAAAAGUAAAGGCAGCGGCAAGGGUAGGCGCGCCGGCAACGGGGCCCUCAGUGACGGCGGCGGUACCCAAAUUACCGAAAAUUGAAUUACCUCUGUUUUCUGGGGAAAUCAGGGAAUGGGAAAUCUUUUAUUCAAUAUUUGAAAGUUUGAUUCAUGGAAAUAAGGAUCUAUCGGACGCCGAUAAGGUGCAUUAUUUGGUCGGGAGGCUUAAGGGUCCAGCUUUGGCGGUUUGCUCCGGAUUAGCUCCCACGGGGGAGAACUAUGAAAUCAUUUGGAAAGCGCUUCUCGAUAAAUACCAUAAUAAAAGAGUUCUCGCUAAUAGUUAUUUGGAACAGAUUAUAGACUUUAAGCAGCUUCUAUACGAGGCUUCAAAGGGCUUAAAUAUAUUCUUAGAAAAAUUUGAUGCGGCAGUAAAGGCUCUUAAGAAUUUCAAAUUAGUUGAUUUAACGGAUUUCAUUUUAGGCUAUUUAGCCUUAUCAAAAUUAGACCCGGCCACAGUAAAAUUGUUUGAAAUUUCUAAGCGAAAUGCGGAGUUUCCUAGUUACGAGGAUAUCAUAACGUUUGUAAAAGACCAGUCAAAAAUAUUAAGUUUGAAUAAGAAGCUACCACUAAAAUCGGGAAAUCUGGGUGAAAGCGUAGGAAAAAUAUCAAAGUCUUUUUUGGUCAAUGAGGCUCCUAAGGAGGAGAAUGCGGCUACCACUUCUCAUACUGGAAACAGUUGUAUUUAUUGUCAUAAGGGGUGGCAUUAUUUAACUAGAUGCGACAAAUUUAAGCGGUUGACUCCGGCUAUGAGGGAAAGGCUAAACGAGGCGACAGGGUCUUCGAGGGGAAGUGCAGAUUUGGAUGUGCCGAGGCCAUCGGUUUUAGCGGAGAGUCCAGGAUUGGUGACUAACCUGUCCUCGACGGAGGAGGCAACAGCCAAUCCGAUGCCUACUAAGCAUACGGUUUUGUUAUCAACCGCGGUGGUCGAUAUUCUAAAUUGUCAGGGAUUAGGUAAGGUGUCGGAACCGGUAAGGGGUAUGGCAGAUUUGAUGAUCGCGUCUCGUCAUAAUCGGAAUUGUAAAUAUGCACUUAAGGUGUUAAUAGUCGAAAAAAUUACGGAUAAACUUCCUAGGCUUCAAGUUGAUACCGACGGCUGUUCUCAUUUGAGAGAUAUUCCGUUGCCUGAUGAUUUAUUUUACCAAUCUCGAGAAGUGGAUGGGAUUCUAGGGGCGGAAAUAUUUUCUUGUUUAAUUGGUUCUGGUAGAGUAUUGGGUACAGCCGGAAAACCAAUUGCUCUUCAAACUACUUUGGGGUAUGUUGUAAUGGGAAAGGUGCCGGUAGCUCCAGUACAAACGGAUAUUCAGGCUUGUUUUACUGUAUCCAAUGAGUCCCCAUUUUGGAAAUGUACGAAAGAAGCUGGCGUUUUGUUCCCAUCCGCUAGCAUCUUCGUUAAACAGCAUGCGCUUGUCUUAACCAGCUGCAGUUACUUUACACCAGCCAGCGUUAAAUUUUAA
Photinus pyralis (common eastern firefly) is the source of this 1701-nucleotide messenger RNA. RefSeq lists its product as uncharacterized. Bases 1 to 1701 code for a protein of 566 amino acids. The transcript has 4 exons. The record is from RefSeq and is a predicted model, not a curated record. Lineage: Eukaryota; Metazoa; Arthropoda; Insecta; Coleoptera; Lampyridae.